Molecule: messenger RNA, 1263 nt
Organism: Serendipita indica DSM 11827
Lineage: Eukaryota; Fungi; Basidiomycota; Agaricomycetes; Sebacinales; Serendipitaceae
Source: the annotation of a GenBank genome assembly
AUGGCUUCAAUAGCAUCUCGAAGACUCGCAAAGGAGCUGCGAGACAUGCAGACAAAUGGCUGUCCAGCAGGGAUCGAGUGUCUCUCCGCAGAUGGCGACAGAUGGAUCAUGGGUAUCGAAGUUCUUGGGGAUUCAAUUUAUACUGGAGAAAAGUUUGCGUUAUCGUUUCGGUUCGAGCCACAGUAUCCCAUCUCGUCGCCAGUGGUCACAUUCAUCCCAAAUUUCGUGCUUCCAGCAGAGUCUACGUCGACCUCCUUCAAUAGAAACACAGUGUAUACAACCCCAAUACAUCCUCACGUCUAUUCAAAUGGUCAUAUAUGCGCAUCUAUCCUCGGGCCAGAAUGGUCGCCUGUACUCACCGUCGUUUCGGUAUGCAUAACACUCCAAUCCAUGCUCGCUAGCUGCAAGAAAAAGGAGCGGCCAGUGGACAACGAUCGCUAUGUUCGGAACGCGCCGGACAAUCCCAAGAAGACUCGCUUCCAUUACGAUGACGAUACAAUGCCAAACCCCGCCGUCAUUGCUCGCUUUGAAAGAUCUCGUGCUCUCUUCAGAGCCGAGUGCGCAAAGCCAGAGCCAGCAGACUUAUUUGAUCGUCAGAGUUGGGCAAUGGCAGGAGUCCAUCUCAUCCUUGUCGAGUCCAUGCUGUCCACGUACCAAAAGGCGGAAAGUAUAGCCCCGAAAGACGAACAAGCCUUUGGAUUCUAUGCGCUGGUGACUAUAGGGGGCGUAGUGACCCAUCACAGGGAAGAAGAGGAAGAGUACAUUCCUCGACUUCAGCCGGAACUGGUCACACCCAUUGUCGAUGAGCACCACCUUUUUAUAGGUCCCUUGCACGAGCUUGAAGAAUACCUCCUCUCGUUUAAUGGGCUAAAAGUCGACAAAUCUGCACAUAGAUAUAUUCCAAGCGGACAGGCCAAGGGCACCAGGCCCAAGUACGACGGCAAGCGGAUCGCAGAGACAAUCGAGAAAUUCUCCGAGCCGAUGCUUGAGCAUUUGGAACACGAGCUCACGUACAUUUCCGGGGAUAAUCUGCGUAAAUGCAAGCUCCCUCUGUCCAAACUCGAACAAUGGACAGAAUAUGAAAGGACCAUCUUGACGAAAAUGGACCCCUUUAUCGCACCAGUCUUUGUCGUUGGUCAUACACCGCCCAACAGCCAUUUCCCUCCGCUUCCUUUUGGGUUCAGACAAUUUCUGAUUCCAUAUGUUUUCUGGUGGAAGCAUCGCAAGGCUUGGAAGUUUAUUCCUCCACAGGAGAGACUCUGA